Messenger RNA from Merops nubicus (carmine bee-eater), 2301 nucleotides. It is a transcript of the gene AP5Z1, whose product is annotated as adaptor-related protein complex 5, zeta 1 subunit. The coding region runs from base 175 to 2301 and encodes 708 amino acids. Gene Ontology annotation, cellular component: AP-5 adaptor complex. The record is from RefSeq and is a predicted model, not a curated record. The transcript is spliced from 16 exons. NCBI's taxonomy places the organism in Eukaryota, Metazoa, Chordata, Aves, Coraciiformes, Meropidae.
GCGGAGCUGGGCCCCGAGGCCGCGGGCUGCCUGCAGAGGCUGCGCCUCAGCAUCGCCGCCACCAAGUACCCCCGCAGGCUGGAUGGCGAGUUUGUGGAGCUGUUGCAGACAGUGCUGUGUUCAUCCAAGUGCCCUGAGCAGAUUCAGGUGUUAUGUGCUGCCAUCCUGAGAGAGAUGUCGCCUUGCAAUGAUCUGAUCCUCUCCUGCGAUGAGAUUCAAGAUACAAAGCUCUUGAGCCUGGUAUCCUCUGUCCUUCUGGCUCAGGGAAAUAAGAAGGGUGAAGUGGCUGCUGUGGGGCAAUGCAUCGUGAAAGCCCUGGAAAGAAGGCUGCCUGAGGGCCAGAGUGCUCGGCACCUUCUGCCUGUCCUGUCAAAUGUCAUCAGGCUUUCACCAGAAUCUCUAACUGAAGAGCAGACCAGUGUCAUCAGUAAGAAGAUGGGUGACUGGCUGAGGUACGCGAGUACUCAGCAGGGAGCUGCGCAGCCCUCGGGAGGCUUCUUCUCCAGCCCCAGGAGCAGGCAGCCUGGUCCUGUCACAGAGGUGGAUGGUGCCGUGGCCACAGACUUCUUCACCGUGCUCUCGGUGGGCCAGUGCUACACCCAGGACCAGUGGCUAAACAUCCAGGCCUUCUCCAUGCUGCGGAGCUGGCUGCUCUGCUACGGGGGCAAGACCCCAGAUUCAGAUGACAGAUCAGGGCUGGACAGGUCUGCUGUGUCCACGGUCUCAACUGCAUCCACCUCUGGUGGGCAGCUCGCCCCAGCGGAGCGUCUGCGGGAGAAAGGCUUCGAGUACUGCCAGCGCCUGGCCGAGCAGAGCGCCCGCCGGGCCCUAAAGAAAGACGAUGGAGACCUGCAGAAAGCUUGUCUCAUCGAGGCAGUGACAAUCAUGGACAUCAUCUGCAGACAGGACUCCUCCUACGUGUACCGCACAGUCUCCUUCCUGAAAACCCUGCACAGCAGAAUCUGUGGGGAUGCCACUUAUGCCAGGGCACUACUGCCCAUUGCCCAGUUCUUCCUCAACCACAGCAAAACAGCAGCUGUGGACUCCGAUGUGAUCUACAAACACUUGUUCACUGAUAUCCCAGCUCAGCUCUUCCACAACCCAUCCCUGGCCUUUGAGUUCGUCCAGUUCUGCAAAGACAACAGCCAGCUCUUCACUGAGACCUCCAGCAUAUUCAGGCAGAGCUUCCCAAAUCUCUUCAAGUUCCUGGCAUGGAACAGCCCACCCCUCAUCUCUGAGUUUGUGGACCUUCUCCCAUUUCUGCUGGAUGCAGGCACAGCCAUUGAGAUCUUCCAUUUGCUGCUUGACCUGCCCUGUUUGACAGCAGCUCUGGACAUCCAGCUAAGGUCAGCUGCUCUCCCUCCCUCCGAGAAGGCUGCCAGUGACCCUGCUGUGAAGCCAGCCAGCUGCCUGGAAGCCUUUCGCCAUCCCCUCUACAAGAGCACCUUCCAGCAUCUUCUCCGCACCAAGUCUGCUCCCGAGGAGGCCCCAGAGAGGCUGAUUCCACUUCGGCAGCUGCUGGGAUCCCUGGCCAGCAGCCCGAGGGUCGUGCAGUGUGCAGAGACUGUCCCUGUCUUACUGGAGCUCUUUUUCAGGGUGGUGGCAGAGUUUGCAGAUGGGCCACUGAUAAACCAGCUGGUGGUGCUGCUGCUGCAGAGGAGUGACCAGCUCUACGAGAUCCCAGCCUUUAAAGAGGACGUGUACAGGGUGCUGAGCUCCCAGCUAGUGAUGCUCUGCAGGCUGCACCCUGCUCUUGUUGUGGAACUGUCCACAGAGAUCCUGGAGUUCUCGGGGACAGUCAGCAACAUCCAGAACAAGGAGCCCAUCUUCACCCACCUGGUCUGGGCUGUUGGGGAGUACAUGUCUGUGUCCUACGACAAGCGCUGCACCGUGGAGCAGAUCACCAGGUUCUUUGAGACUCUGGAGGCCAUGCUCUUUGAAAUCACCCAGCUCCGACCAGUGGCCAGCACCCCCAGCUACCCGCCCCGUGCCAUCAGUGUCCUUAUGGCCACCUUGACCAAGCUGGCAGCUCGUAGCCAGGACUUGAUCCCCAGAGUGUCCAUGUUCCUGUCCAAGAUGAGGACGUUUGUGCAGAGCCCUGCUGUCACCUCUGUGUACUGUGAGGAGGACCUGGAGGAGCUGCUCAUCCGGGCCACGGAGCUGAGGAACCUCCUGAAGAUGCCCAGCGUGGCUCAGCUGGUGUUCACGCCGCUGCAGGGGCAGGUGGACACCUCCCUGCCUCUGGCCCUGGGCAUAGUCACCCGGCUCCUGGAGCCCACCCCUGGCCUCAUCCCAGGGUGA